GGGCUGAGGGGCGGGGCCUGGCCGGUAGGUCGCUCCCGGCUCGGUGACCAGCGCGCACCUCCGCUGCCGCCGCCAUCAUCAUGAUGAACCCAGACCUGCGCAGGGAGCGCGAGGCGGCUGCCUUCCAGCCCGAGCUGCUCACCCAUGUCCUGGACGGCGGCGCCGAGCGCACGACCCGCCGCCGCGAGAUCGAGGCGCUGGUCCUGAAUGACCCCGAAUUCCAGCAUGAGGACCUGAACUUCCUGUCGCGCAGCCAGCGCUAUGAGGUGGCCAUCCGGAAGAGCGCCCUCAUGGUGAUGAAGCUGCGUGAGUACGGCAUCGCCGACCCUGAUGAGAUCUACUGGUUUAAAAGCAUGUGCUUGGGCACUUCUGUUGGGCCUUUAAAUCUCCACUUCGGCAUGUUUAUACCCACCAUAAAGAACCAGGGCACUGUGGACCAACGAGAGAAAUGGCUACCUCUCACCUGUGGACUGCAGAUAAUUGGCACCUACGCCCAGACCGAAAUGGGGCAUGGAACUCAUCUCCGAGGCCUGGAGACCACUGCCACCUAUGACCCAGCUACCCAGGAAUUCAUUCUCAACAGCCCCACUGUGACUUCCAUUAAGUGGUGGCCUGGUGGACUCGGAAAGACCUCAAACCAUGCCAUAGUCCUGGCUCAGCUCUACACUCAGGGGCAAUGCAAAGGGUUACAUGCCUUCAUUGUACCCAUUCGGCAAUUGGGCACCCAUGAACCCUUGCCAGGUAUUACUGUGGGUGACAUCGGACCAAAGUUUGGUUAUGAUGAAAUGGAUAAUGGCUACUUAAAAAUGGAUAACUUCCGUAUCCCCCGGGAAAACAUGCUCAUGAAGUAUGCCAAGGUUGAACCGGAUGGUACGUAUGUGAAACCCCUCAAUGACAAGCUGACUUACGGGACCAUGGUAUUCAUCAGAUCCAUCAUCGUGGGUGACUCUGCUCGCUCCCUGUCCAGGGCUUGCACCAUUGCUAUUCGUUACAGUGCAGUGAGGCACCAGUCUGAGCUGAAGCCAGGGGAGCCAGAGCCCCAGAUCUUGGAUUAUCAGACUCAACAGUAUAAACUCUUUCCUCUCCUGGCAACUGCAUAUGCCUUUCAUUUUGUUGGAGCUUACAUGAAAGAAACCUAUCUUCGCAUUACAGGAGACAUCAGUGAGGGAGACCUGAGCCAGCUGCCAGAGCUCCAUGCACUGACUGCGGGGCUGAAGGCGUUCACUUCAUGGAUAGCCAAUGCUGGCAUUGAGGAAUGUCGAAUGGCAUGUGGUGGGCAUGGCUACUCUCGUUGCAGCGGCCUUCCUGAUAUCUAUGUCACUUUCACUCCAUCCUGUACCUACGAAGGAGAAAACACUGUCAUGAUGCUGCAGACAGCUAGGUUCCUGGUCAAAUGUUAUGCUCAGGUUAGUUCGGGCCAGUUGGUUAGUGGAAUGGUAUCCUACCUUAAUGACCUCUCAGGGCAACGCAUCCAACCACAGCAAGUGGCUGCUAGACCCACAACCGUGCACAUCAAUGAUCCAGCCAGCCUGGUAGAAGCAUAUAAAGUGCGGGCAUCCAGGCUUGUAGAAGCUGCAGCAAAGAACUUGCAAGGGGAGCUGAACCGUAGGGAGAGCAAGGAAGAUGCCUGGAACCGAACCUCUGUUGAUCUGGUGCGAGCUUCAGAGGCACACUGUCACUAUGUGGUGGUGAAGCUCUUCACAGCAAAGCUCUCAGAGAUAAGUGAUGCAGCUGUUCGUGCCAUCAUGACUAGUCUGUGUCUCCUGUAUGCUCUCCAUGGAAUCAGUAAGCACACGGGGGACUUCCUGCAGGGGGGCAUUUUGACAGAUGCACAGGUUACUCAGGUAUACCAGCAGGUGAAGGAUCUCCUGGCUGUAAUCCGCCCCAAUGCUGUAGCACUAGUCGAUUCCUUUGACUUUCAUGAUUCCCAUCUUGGAUCUGUGCUUGGACGCUACGAUGGCAACAUCUAUGAAAACAUGUUUGAGUGGGCAAAGAAAUCCCCCCUAAACAAAACUGAGGUUCAUGAGUCUUUCCACAAACACUUGAAGCCGAUGCAAGCCAAGCUGUGAAACCAGCCCCAUGUUUGAAAAUUCACAGACUCUCCAAGUCUAGAAAUUGGAUGUCAUUGCCCUUCCUUUCAAGCACCUGAAUUGAAUCUUUCCAAUUCUAAUAAGACAGAAAAUAAUUGUAACCAUGCAUUCUGGUUUUGUUUUGUUUUUUUUUGUUUUUUGUUUAAUCAGUUGAAGAGAGUCAGUGGGAAGAUUUGCUUAGGAACUGGACCGUUGGUUUGUUUGCUUUGUUUUAAAGUGCAGUUAUAAUCAUGGUGAGAAAUGAACUUUUUAAACAUUUGGGAGAGCAUUAGGGGCGUACAAGGCUUGCAUGUGUGAAGCUGCUAAGUGCUGGAGUUGCUGUCAUCAGGGAAAGGUAGCAGAAUUUUACUACUAAGUAGUUAACUGUGUUUAGGCAAUAGCCGCUGAGAAGCAAUUAUGUCUUGUAUUUUUUUGUUGUUGUUGUUAAGAAAAGCCACUAUUUUUAUUCUCUUUUUCAGUUUAGCACCAGCCUCUCUUGCCCUGGUGCCCUCAUACAUAAACACAAAACUGAUGUAUAAAUUCUCUGGCUUCUAGCUCUUUGCGAGGAGACCUGGUCCAGAACCAGGCUUCACUGGUUAAGAGAGUUCUUGGGCUUUUAUUGUAGAUCUGUGACACCUUACACUUCAAUCCCCACAUCAUGACUCAUGUUUGCCUGAGCACUACAUUCUCUGUCUGGCAGGAGUUCCCACCCUUCCUUCUCUGCAUCAGUUCUGGCCUCUUGCAGCAUCUCUGAAUUACCGCCUUAUGGAGCACUGCCUCAAUCAAACUUAUCUAGGGAGCUUUCUCUAGGAAAUUCCAUUGUUUCCUUCCUCCCCCUGCCUUUCCAACACCCCUGUCACAUAUCCCCUUGGCACCUCCAGUCUUUGAGGUUUCCAGUUGAUGGCUAAUCAAAAAAGGAGAAAAUGGUGAUACUUUUCUCUUUUAACAGAA
Molecule: messenger RNA, 3020 nt
Organism: Gavialis gangeticus (Gharial)
Lineage: Eukaryota; Metazoa; Chordata; Crocodylia; Gavialidae
Gene: ACOX1
Product: acyl-CoA oxidase 1
Exons: 15
Coding region: 81-2069 (662 amino acids)
Biological process (GO): fatty acid beta-oxidation using acyl-CoA oxidase; lipid homeostasis; very long-chain fatty acid metabolic process
Cellular component (GO): peroxisome
Molecular function (GO): fatty acid binding; FAD binding
Source: RefSeq, a predicted model, not a curated record